This is a messenger RNA of Alternaria postmessia, 351 nucleotides long. It is a transcript of the gene PIN4, whose product is annotated as Peptidyl-prolyl cis-trans isomerase pin4. The record is from RefSeq and is a predicted model, not a curated record. The transcript has 2 exons. Gene Ontology annotation, biological process: rRNA processing. NCBI's taxonomy places the organism in Eukaryota, Fungi, Ascomycota, Dothideomycetes, Pleosporales, Pleosporaceae. Bases 1 to 351 code for a protein of 116 amino acids. Gene Ontology annotation, molecular function: DNA binding; peptidyl-prolyl cis-trans isomerase activity.
AUGGCGCCUAAAAACAAGGGCAAGGGAAAAGACAAAGACGAGAGCAGUAACAGUAAAAGUGAAGGGGGAAAAGGCUCAGGCGGAAAACUCAAACCAGCAACUUCAAUAAACAAGGAAGAAGCAUUGGAGAAGCUGCGCAACGGCGCAAAAUUUGACGAAGUGGCCAGGGAAAUGAGUGAGGACAAAGCGAGGCAAGGUGGCAGCCUAGGUUGGAAAGUCAGAGGGAGCUUGAUGCAGGACUUCGAGAAGGUAGCAUAUGAGUUGGAGCCUAGUACAACUGGUAGCCCGAAGAUUGGCGAGGUGAAGACGAGCGAGGGAUAUCAUAUCAUCAUGGUUGAAGGGAGGAAGUAG